AGCGAGGGAGGAGGAGGAGGCGGGAGCCCGAGGGAGGAGGCGGCGGCCUGGGGGGGUUGGAAAAUGACUCAGUAAGUUCCGCGCCCGCUCCGGCCGCCCUGCACCUCCCGCCGCGCCCGGGAUGUAUUCGUCCCCGCUGUGUCUGACCCAGCUUUUGGGAAGGGAUCCCCCGAAGCAGCUGUCUCCUUGGAGCUCCCAGAAUGACGGAACCUGCAGUGGGGCUGGUUGUGUGACCUUGACCAGCUGUGAAGUCUGCUGGCGAGGUGGCCUGACUGGUUUGGAGGCAACCUCUAACUGGAGGGGACACAUGGAUGAGUUCCACCCGUUCAUCGAGGCGCUGCUGCCGCACGUGCGCGCCUUUGCCUACACCUGGUUCAACCUGCAGGCGCGGAAGCGCAAGUACUUCAAGAAGCAUGAGAAGCGGAUGUCGAAGGACGAGGAGCGCGCGGUGAAGGACGAGCUGCUGGGCGAGAAGGCCGAGGUGAAGCAGAAGUGGGCGUCGCGGCUGCUGGCCAAGCUGCGCAAGGACAUCCGGCCGGAGUUCCGUGAGGACUUUGUGCUGGCCAUCACCGGCAAGAAGCCCCCAAGCUGCGUGCUGUCCAACCCCGACCAGAAGGGCAAGAUGCGGCGCAUCGACUGCCUGCGCCAGGCCGACAAGGUGUGGCGGCUGGACCUGGUCAUGGUCAUCCUGUUCAAGGGCAUCCCGCUGGAGAGCACGGACGGCGAGCGGCUGGUGAAGGCCGCGCAGUGCGGCCACCCGGUGCUCUGCGUGCAGCCGCACCACAUCGGCGUGGCCGUCAAGGAGCUGGACCUCUACCUGGCCUACUUCGUGCGCGAGCGAGAUGCGGAGCAGAGUGGCAGUCCCCGAGCGGGGAUGGGCUCGGAGCAGGAGGACAGCAAGCCCAUCACUCUGGACACGACUGAUUUCCAGGAAAGCUUUGUCACCUCUGGUGUGUUCAGUGUCACCGAACUUAUCCAAGUGUCUCGGACACCCGUAGUGACCGGAACGGGUCCCAACUUCUCUCUGGGAGAGCUUCAAGGGCACUUAGCCUACGACCUGAAUCCAACCAGCACAGGCAUGAGAAGAACGCUCCCCAGCACCUCUUCCAGCGGGAGCAAGAGGCACAAAUCGGGGUCUAUGGAGGAGGACGUGGACACGAGCCCCGGCGGCGACUACUACACUUCGCCUAGUUCUCCCACGAGUAGCAGCCGCAACUGGACAGAGGACAUGGAAGGAGGUAUGUCCUCCCCGGUGAAGAAGACAGAGAUGGACAAGUCCCCGUUCAACAGCCCAUCCCCCCAGGACUCACCCCGCCUCUCCAGCUUCACCCAGCACCACCGGCCUGUCAUCGCCGUGCACAGCGGAAUCGCCCGGAGCCCCCACCCAUCCUCAGCCCUCCACUUCCCUACAACCUCCAUCCUGCCCCAGACGGCCUCCACCUACUUCCCGCACACGGCCAUCCGCUACCCUCCCCACCUCAACCCCCAGGACCCGCUCAAAGAUCUUGUCUCGCUCGCCUGCGACCCAGCCAGCCAGCAGCCUGGACCGUUAAACGGAAGUGGCCAGCUCAAAAUGUCCAGUUACUGCGUCCCCACCUCGAUGCUGGCCCCUCCGCCCCUGGCGCUGUCCCCGGCUACCAAACCCACUGCCACCUCCCAGCGACGAGCCACACCGCAGAUCUCGCCCACCUGCGCUCCGCCCGACACGCCCCCUGCAAACCGUUCCUUUGUGGGAUUAGGACCAAGGGAUCCUUCGGGCAUUUAUCAGGCACAGUCCUGGUAUCUGGGGUAGCCCAGGUCUCUGCGGGACCGCACGCCUCUCCUCCAUCAGCCUGGGCAUCUUGGGGCAGUGCUGCCAGCCCCCUCCCCCGGCCCAUGUUUUCGGUAGAAAAUCAGAGCGAGCAAAAGACCACCCUGCUGGCUCCCAGCCUGGCUGCAAAGACGGACUACACAGACCUAUGCACGAGGAAGAGAAAAGGGGGAAAAAGAAAAAAAGAAAAAAAAAAAAAAAGACAAACAGAAAAAAAAAAACAAAAAAACAACCCACCCUACCCAGAAGACAAAAGGUAAAGACCGCACGGUUUCCAGCUCUAAGGACGCAAUGGCCACAGAACUGGAAGACCUGGCCCCGCCACCCCUUGGGACACCACACGAUAGGGGCACGGCCCAAGACUCAGCUCCUUGCCACCCGCCCGCCCGAUGCCUGGGACCCCACGCUAUCCGGAGACCAGGUGAGACCAGAUGGAUGGGGACAGCCCCCCACGGACGGUGUUUGCCAAAGGGGGAGGCAGGUGCUGGCUGGCAGGUCCCACGGACAGCGAGGACACAGGCCUCAGGCCACAGAGACCUCGAGUUGGGCAGGACGGGCAGCAAAGGGCAGCAAAGAUAAAUUGUUGGGACCCGGUGCCGUCCUCAACAAAAAAGGACCCAGCCUUGCAGGUACUUUGGGACACCAGGUGUAGGGGUCCUGCAGUCUUACCGAAGGACUCGCUCUUGCUCUCUCCAGCGCUGGGGACCCCAAUGGGGGGGGGCCUUCUGCUGCCCACCCCCUUUGGGAGGAGAUGUCUAUGCAAUUUGACCCCCAGCCCCAUCCCGGCAUCGGCAUCGAGGCUACCCUGCCGCCCCUCCCCACCUCCCCCCCUGGUUGCACACUCUCCGCAAUGCACUUUCCGAGGAGGGGGGGCGCUGUCUGGGAGGUGGGGUGCCGACUGGACUGGCAGGUGACAGCAAGUGGUUUAAGUGCCUGAUUCCCCUCUGCCCGCCCCCCUCCCUCGGUCCAGUUGGGACCUAAGCGGCUGCGAGGACAUCCUCAUGCCCCCUUCCGCCACCCCACCUCCGAGCCCCCUCCAAGCUAGAGAGAAGGGACCCCUCCCCCAGGGGGCAGUGCUGGGGGCAGGUUCCGGGGGCGUCCCCUCCUUUGCCUCCCCCGUCCCCCGCCAGUGCCUUACAUCCUGGAGAGAAGCCCCCUCCCUGUGCCUCCCGCUGUCUGGGGGGGGGGGCGCUGUUUGCACUUUCAUCCCCCAAGUGGGGCACGGUGGAAGGGGCUGUGUCAUAGCCAGGCCCCCCAGAUGGGGAGGAGGCCAGUCCAAGGCAGGGCCCACUCGGACCCUGUACAGGGCUCCUGGGGGUUGGCCAGCGGGGGAGCUGCCCAUCUGCUAAAGGUUUUCCGUUGAGCCGCUCCAAAAACACUAAGCUGGAGGUGCCGGGUGCCCCCUGACCCCGGCUCCGCCCCAGCCCCAUCUGCACCCAUCGCCCCAGGGAUGAACAUUUUUGGGAGCAGGUGCCAGGAAGGGAGGUCUGUGUGUCAGACACGGGACCUCUGCCCGGCCCACCCAGCCCAGCCUCCACUGACCUCCAUUAUGCCUGGCGCUAGGGAAUAACCCCCCACAAUCCCCCAUCCAAGGCCAAAGCCAUUGACCAGGGCAGGGGGCCCCAUCUCAUCCGCCCCAGCCCGCCCUCCCGUCCGUCCUGUGCCCCAGACUCUCCUCCCAAACCAGCCGCAGGGCCUCGGCACACCCAGUCGGCCAGAAAACAGAAGGACCCAGACCCCGCCGGUCCCCUUCCUGCCCCUGUGACCCAAUGGAGUCUGCAACCCUUGGUCCGUCUGUCUGUCCAUCCGUCCGUCCUCAGGGCUCUCCACCAGGCGGCCCUGGGAGAGCAAAGGGCGGACCAUGUCCUGUCCGGGAGGCGGGGGUACUGAAGGUUGUGCUGACUCCUGGGCAUCUGGCAGCUUCUCAGCCAGGGCGGGGGGAGGCGGAGGGGGGCCGCCCCCGGGGUGCACCUGGCAGCCCCCCAGCCGGGCCCCACCGCGGGGUCAGGGCGCAAUGAGAACCAACUCUUUACCUAACUUUGCAUGGUGCUUAGGGCCCGGCGACCCGGCUCCUGCCCCAGCCUCCACAGCUGGUGGCCUGCAUGGCAGAUUAUACCUGGCUCUACUCCCUCCUGCCGCCCCUCCCGCCCCCUCCUCUUAAAAAAAAA
Molecule: messenger RNA, 3978 nt
Organism: Octodon degus (degu)
Lineage: Eukaryota; Metazoa; Chordata; Mammalia; Rodentia; Octodontidae
Gene: Nfic
Product: nuclear factor I C
Exons: 12
Coding region: 122-1792 (556 amino acids)
Biological process (GO): regulation of transcription by RNA polymerase II
Cellular component (GO): nucleus
Molecular function (GO): RNA polymerase II cis-regulatory region sequence-specific DNA binding; DNA-binding transcription factor activity, RNA polymerase II-specific
Source: RefSeq, a predicted model, not a curated record